AUGACUUAAUUUUCUCAAAAAGAAUUCAAACUUCAAGAAAUACAAAGCAUUAAUAUUUAUUAAUAAUGCAUUAUCGGCAUCAGUGCUUUAUAUUUUGAUUAAAAAGGGGAAUAUAUCUAUGGUUUAGGUGAACAUCAUAAAUUGAAAAUAUAUGAUUUAAGGACUAGAUGUUCAAAGUUAUUCAUUUUUUGUCGAUGCGAAUGCAAUUUAGGAAUAUAAGUUUGUGAAGAUAUUAGUACAAUUGUGACAUGUUGGGAACCUGGAGUACUCAUAAUAUACAGAGUUGAAACAAGAAAUUGGAAAAUUUUGAGAAUAUAAUAUAUCAUAUCAUCUAUCCACUUUACUAGAUUGAGUAAUGUUAAUUAAUAAUUGAAUCAUUUUGCUUGUAAUUAUUUAUGUUGAAUUAGGUUCUAAAUCUGAUGGCUCUUUAACUGUUUACCAUAAUUCCAAAGGAUUGUUUUAAUAAUUUUAAUAAAUUUGUGAUGCAAAUUAGAAUGAAUGGCUCAAUAUUAUACUUUUUGAAUCUUUUUUGAUUUGCUCCAAUUAAAGUGUUUAAAUUUAGAUGUUCAAAUUCAACCAAAAUUUGAAAAGAUAUGAAUUUUUUAAAAUAUUUACAAACAACAUCACAAUUUAUUCUAUUUUUGGAUCAUUUGAUAGAAUUUUGAUACUUGGAUCAAAUAAGAAGUAUAAGCAAUAUGAAGUUGAUUUAGAAAAAGGUGAUUUGAAAUGUUUGGGAGAGACUUAAGAUUAAGGUUCUUUUCUCUCUUAAAUUCUAUUUUUGGAUGGAGGAAAUUCAUUCAUAGAGAUAGGAUUUUCAAAAUAUUUGAAUUUAUGGAAAUUCGACAAAAAAGAAAUUAAGAUUUCAGAAACAAUCGAGUUUGAAUAAAGAAUCAGUACUGCUAGCGUUUCAAAAAAUAAAAAUGCUGUGAUAAUUGGCUUUAAAGAUGGAACUAUUAAGCUUUAUGCUUGA
Paramecium octaurelia is the source of this 970-nucleotide messenger RNA. Lineage: Eukaryota; Ciliophora; Oligohymenophorea; Peniculida; Parameciidae. The record is from the annotation of a GenBank genome assembly.